AAUCCAGUUCAAAAGUUGACACAUGAUCUAACAUGCUUUUCCUCUAACUUACUCUCUAGAAAAUUGAAAGUUGAAGAGAAAGUUCAAAAGAAGAAAACAAACUGAAAUGUCCAAAGGCUCUUCUUCUUUUUUGGUCUAAAUUUUUCUGUUAAGUUUUAGAAAUGUCUGUUGAUUCAAGUUCAGGUGAUCAUAGUAGUAACAUAAGAGGAGUUCCAACGCAUGGGGGUCGAUAUGUGCAGUAUAAUGUGCAUGGUAGUCUUUUUGAAGUUUCAAGAAAAUAUGUUCCUCCUAUUAGACCUAUUGGUCGUGGUGCUAAUGGCAUGGUUUGUGCUGCUAUGAACUCGGAGACACGUGAGGAAGUAGCAAUUAAGAAGAUUGGAAAUGCAUUUGAUAAUGUAAUAGAUGCAAAAAGGACAUUAAGAGAGAUAAAGCUUCUCAGUCACAUGGAUCAUGAGAAUGUAAUUGCAAUUAAAGAUGUUAUAAGGCCUCCUCAAAAAAAGAAUUUCAAUGAUGUGUACAUUGUUUAUGAGCUGAUGGACACUGAUCUUCAUCAGAUUAUUCAUUCCAACCAACAGUUAACUGAUGAACACUGCCGACAUUUUCUGUACCAAGUAUUGCGAGGACUUAAGUACAUUCACUCUGCCAACAUCUUGCAUCGUGAUUUAAAACCCAGCAAUUUGCUAGUCAAUGCAAAAUGUGACCUAAAGAUUGGAGAUUUUGGGCUUGCAAGGACGACAACUGAGACAGAUUUCAUGAUGGAAUACUGUGUGACACGUUGGUAUCGUGCACCAGAGUUGCUACUUAAUUGUUCAGAGUAUACAUCGGCAAUUGAUGUUUGGUCAGUAGGCUGCAUACUUGGUGAAAUAUUGACGAGACAACCCCUUUUCCCUGGCAGAGAUUAUGUACACCAGUUGAGACUUAUCACUGAGCUCAUAGGCUCACCUGAUGAUGCUAGUCUCGGGUUUCUCCGUAGUAAUAAUGCCCGAAGAUACGUUAGGCAGCUCCCAAGGUACCCGAGGCAACAAUUUUCUGCCAGAUUCCCGAAUUCAUCUCCCCGAGCUGUUGAUUUGCUUGAAAAAAUGCUCAUCUUUGAUCCGAGCAGGCGUAUUACUGUUGAUGAAGCUCUCUCCCAUCCGUACUUGGCACCGCUUCAUGAUAUCAACGAGGAGCCUGUUUGUCCUAGGCCUUUCAGUUUGGACUUUGAGCAGCCAUCUUUCACUGAAGAUAAUAUCAAGGAGCUCAUAUGGAGGGAAGCCGUAAAAUUUAAUCCUGAUCCAACUCAUUGAAAGAGAUGUGGUUAUAUGAUGUAUACAAUAAGAAUUUGGUUAUUUAACUUCUCUAAUAUACUGUAUUAGACUUGUAAUGUUACCUAGUGAUGAUGACUGAAUAAAUAUGGUGGAGCUGUUGGGUUCAAGAAAUUGUUAGUGACUUAAGUCAGAUACUUAUUCCCUUAUUAUGUUCUGGUUUAUCGGUGUUGUAUAAGGAAGCUAAAUGGUAGCCUGCAAUUAGAUGUUU
Nicotiana attenuata is the source of this 1515-nucleotide messenger RNA. Its product is annotated as mitogen-activated protein kinase homolog MMK2-like. The record is from RefSeq and is a predicted model, not a curated record. Gene Ontology annotation, molecular function: MAP kinase activity; ATP binding. The coding region runs from base 162 to 1286 and encodes 374 amino acids. The transcript has 6 exons. Gene Ontology annotation, biological process: intracellular signal transduction; protein phosphorylation. Gene Ontology annotation, cellular component: cytoplasm; nucleus. NCBI's taxonomy places the organism in Eukaryota, Viridiplantae, Streptophyta, Magnoliopsida, Solanales, Solanaceae.